UAUGAAUUGUUCUUGUGUUGCCUCAUCAACAAAAAUCGAGUGCAUUGUUUUGAAUGACGACUACCGAUGGAUGUGCACAAAGUCAACUAAAACAAGCUUUUUCACAAGAGAACAAAAAUACGUCUCGAUGUACCCGCACCUUUGCGUUCGUCUUCGUCGGCAGACGUGAAUUUAUUCAUUAGUUUCGAACUUGACACUGAGUAUAACAUAGUAAACCUAAAUAAAAUAAAUUAAUUAAUAAAAACAAUGACAAAUGAAAGACCAAUUAUCGGAAUCCUUUGCAUAGAUGUGGCAACAAAACUUUACGAAUUAUAUGGGCCAACAGUCAAAAGUUACAUUGCAGCUUCUUAUGUGAAAUUUUUAGAAUGUUCUGGCGCCCGAGUUGUGCCUAUUUGGAUUGGAAAGGAUGAACAAUACUACAGGGACAUCAUGAAAAACAUUAAUGGGAUUUUAUUGCCCGGUGGAGCAGUAUAUUUUGAAAAACUAGAAAAUCAAAAACCUGAACAAACAAACGAAUGCGUGCGAAGUUCUGAGUUUAUUUAUCGGAUUGCAGUAGAAAUUAAUAAUGACGGAGUUUAUUUUCCAUUAUGGGGAAUAUGUUUGGGAUAUGAAUUGUUACUAUAUCAUUCAUCAGAAAGAAAACUAAACCGGCAAAAUUGUACCAAAAUGAAUAAAUCGAUGGUAUUGGAAUUGGAAAAAGAUUUUCUGAACUCCAAACUUUUUCAAAGUUUACCAAGGGAAAUGGAAAGCAUCUUGCGUACGGAAACAUUUGCCUUUCAUUUCCACCAAUUUUGUAUUACUAAAAAUGAUCUUUGUGAGUUUGAAAUCAAUGACCAAUGGAAAGUUACUUCUGUAAAUCGUGACGAAAAUGGCUUGGAGUUUAUUUCUACCAUCGAACAUGUUAAAUAUCCAUUUUAUGGUGUUCAAUUCCAUCCUGAAAAAGUCAUAUUCGAAUGGAGUCUAAGUGAUAGUAUAAAUCAUACAGAAAAUUCUGUAAAAUGUGCUCAAUAUUUGUCUAAUUUCUUCGUAUCAGAAUGUAGAAAAAAUUUAAAUAGUUUUUCAAAUAAACAAGAGGAAGAUCGUCAUCUUAUUUAUAAAUUUCCUGUUGAAUUUACAGGAAUUAAAAAUUCAAAAUGGAUGCAAUGUUAUUUGUUUAGUGAUAAAAGCAACUAUGACUGUAUUUAAACUGGCUUAACAAAA
Molecule: messenger RNA, 1200 nt
Organism: Episyrphus balteatus (marmalade hoverfly)
Lineage: Eukaryota; Metazoa; Arthropoda; Insecta; Diptera; Syrphidae
Gene: l(3)72Dr
Product: gamma-glutamyl hydrolase
Exons: 6
Coding region: 247-1185 (312 amino acids)
Biological process (GO): tetrahydrofolylpolyglutamate metabolic process
Cellular component (GO): vacuole
Molecular function (GO): gamma-glutamyl-peptidase activity
Source: RefSeq, a predicted model, not a curated record